GAACUGGUCGCCACGGGUUCUGGCUCAUAAUCAAUCAAGUGCCCUGAUCAGUUUCAGGCAUGGGAGAGGGAGAUUUCAAGCAUUUAGUUGUUGUCAAGUUCAAGGAAGGGGUGGUCGUUGAAGACCUCAUCAAAGGGAUGGAGAAGAUGGUGUCAGAGAUUGACAAUGUCAAGUCCUUUGAAUGGGGACAGGACAUUGAAAGCCUGGAUGUGCUGAGACAAGGUUUCACGCAUGCCUUCCUCAUGACAUUCGCCAAGAAAGAAGAGUUCGCUGCGUUUCAGGGUCACCCGAAUCAUGUGGAGUUCUCAACAACGUUUUCAGCUGCCAUUGAGAAGAUCGUGGUGCUGGAUUUCCCAGCUACUCUUGUGAAAGCACCGGCUUAAGAUUUUCAACAUCCUCUGUUUCGACCCAUUCAUCAUAAAGAUUUCACCUUUACAGCUAUGUAUGCAUCCGCGCGUCCAUUUGUCUGUGUGAUCUCUUGUUUUGUGAUGGGUCCGUCCAUCCGUACAAGUUCUCUUGUCACGGACUUAUAGCUAGUACGCAUGGCUUAUGAACUAUAAACUGUUCACCCCUUCUCUUUAAUGGAUAUUUUGUAGCAGUUGGUAUUUGACAGUAUUAAUUCCCUAUCGGCUACAA
Prosopis cineraria is the source of this 636-nucleotide messenger RNA. RefSeq names its product stress-response A/B barrel domain-containing protein At5g22580-like. The transcript is spliced from 2 exons. The record is from RefSeq and is a predicted model, not a curated record. Bases 60 to 383 code for a protein of 107 amino acids. NCBI's taxonomy places the organism in Eukaryota, Viridiplantae, Streptophyta, Magnoliopsida, Fabales, Fabaceae.